This is a messenger RNA of Saitoella complicata NRRL Y-17804, 4086 nucleotides long. RefSeq lists its product as uncharacterized. The record is from RefSeq and is a predicted model, not a curated record. The transcript has 3 exons. NCBI's taxonomy places the organism in Eukaryota, Fungi, Ascomycota, Saitoellomycetes, Saitoellales, Saitoellaceae. Gene Ontology annotation, cellular component: TORC2 complex. Bases 64 to 3909 code for a protein of 1281 amino acids. Gene Ontology annotation, biological process: TORC2 signaling.
GAUCCGCCGAGGUUGGCGAGAGGGUGAAGAGCGGCAGCGUCGGUGCCGAGAGGCAAUUGUGACAUGAAAGAACCGACAUUUGAGGAGGGAAGGUCACCAAAGGUGUUUGUAGGUGCGAUGUCGGGCUGGUUUGGGGGAGCAUCGAUAGUAGGUGCCGCAACUGCUGGCGCAUCCUCAGUCUUCUUCUUUCCAAGGCCGAACCAGGACAUUAUGAUGAUCUGUAACGACGCGACCGUUAGCAACGAAUCAUAUCCACGGCGGACGAGAUCGAGUUCGUCGCCAACACAGUCUACGACAUUGUCGGAGUUGUUGUCGCAGUUGGAUAUUGAGAGUAAGAUUAAGGAGGGUGCGGAGAAUUUGUUGGUAAUGUUUGAGAAGGGGAGGAAGAAGAAUGGAACGGAGGAUAACCCGAGGGAGCGAGCAAGGAGAAAGGCGGAGCACGAGUUGGAUGCGGCGAAUAUGCGGAUUGCUCAUCUGAAGGAGCAGGUGGAGAGUGUCCAGGUAUCGUCACCAGUGAAGAGACGACCAGGAAGGCCAGGGAACGAAGUCAAGAAACACCAACAGCGGCCAUCACUGACCUCUCGACCCUCACUUCCGACAUUGAACUCGUUUCAGUCUGGAGCCCUGGCAUCCGACGAAAUCCGAGAAGACAACAAUGAUUCGCCAACAUGGUCACUCUCCGACAUCCUCCAAUCCCUCGAAGAAACCCAUCACGAACCCCAAUUCUACGUCGACCGCGCAAACACUUUAGUCCGCCUCCUCAGCCGCCACCCGCUUCUCAAAUACGACUUGGCAUGGUCCGCGUUCGGAGCACGAAUCCAGUGGCUGCUAGGGUAUCCGGUCAAGGAAGUCUCAGCAGCGGCAUACCGAGUAGCUCGGCAUGCUAUGUCGGACCUCGACUCACUGCAAAUCUUGGAUGCGCUGCAGAUUGAGCUGUUCAUUAUCAAGACAUUGGCAAAGGAGAGCAAAGACAACCUUGAGAGAGAGCAAGCGGUGAAGUUGGUGAGAGUAUACCUUGAUAUACCCGGAGGCACAAGACUUCUCCCACGCUCGGUGGUGCGCGCUGUCGUUGCGGUGGCAGAGCACACUGAAGACAAACUCUCGAAUAUAUCCAUAGAGACACUAGCAGAACUGCUCAUUAUCGACCCAGCAUUACUCGUGGAUGCCGGCGGCAUGCGAAUUCUGCUGCAUACACUGACGGACGGUCCAGCUGGCAUCACUCAGCCCCUCAUCACCGCAUUCAUGUACAUACUCGGCUCACCACAUACCCGAAACUACAUCCACAACGGGGCGGACCUUGAUAUCGUCUUAUCCGCUUUCACUGAAGCGCAUGCCAAAGCUCAUGUCUCUGAAGACCGUCUCAAUAUCGCCCGGAGCGUUGUCACUACGAUGUUGAAGGGCUGGCCGGGUGUGUUUGCGUUGUGUAUGGAUGGGAUGCGACCCAUACGGAGUGUGGUUGAUGCACUUCGGAUACCUGCGAGUGGUGUGAGGGUUGCUGUGAUGGAUCUCGUUGCGGAUGUAUUGGGUAUCAAGGAUCCAAGUUGGACUACGACGUUCCUGGCGGGGAGACGGAUAACGAUGUUCGGAAGACCGUCACUACAAGUCUCUGGAAUAUCGGCAUACGAGCAGAAGAGGAAACCCGAAGAGAAUCGCAUGGCAUUGAAAGAGCAUUUCGAGGCGUUGUUAUUAUGCAUCCUUUUCGAUGUUGGGUUGUUGGAUGCUUUACAGGUUGUCAUUGAAGACAGGGAUGAGGAGAGUACGAUGAGGAAAGCUACGCUGCUUAUUGGCGAAUUGCUGCAGCUCGCUGGUCGAGUAUUGCCGUUGUCGUAUAGCAGCAGGCUAAGUACAUUGGGGCGGUUAUUCGAGGCCGCGGUUGAGUUCGGGCAUAAAGACCGUUUCGUGGCAACGAGUGCGUUGAUGCAGAUUGAGUCAUUUAACCGCAUCGGUAACCGACCACAAUGGGUUUCAUAUCGAGAGAGAUACUCGAGCAGCAAUGAUCAACAACGUGGACAACGCCAGGUCGAACAGGUCAAAAUCAAGAUGAACCUGAACAUCGAUGAUACCCAUUUUCGAAACAUGGUUAUGGAGACACAAGUUCCGAGCACGAAGAAUUUUACGAAAUGGAAUUGGGAUACGCUGCUGGAGCUCGUACAAGGUCCACUUCGGAACCCGAAGAGGUUGGAGGAGAGUAUUCGGGCUUCGCAUUUGAUGAGGCGGUUGAUUAGCUUCUUCAAGCCGUUUAAGUUUCGGUACUCGAAUAUGAAGAAGACGAAGCCGAAUCAGCGGUAUACGACGUUCGGGUGUGCUUUGCUGAAGACACUCUUGUCAAAUCAGGAAGGUAUUCGAUAUUUGACUGAGAGUAAGCUGGUUAAGCAGAUUGCGGAAUGUCUGUCACAGCUUGAACCCGUAGCUACCUUCGUCAACGAAGAACCCGUGUUCUCGAAGCGACGGAUGGAAGAUACCCUGAGUUCGGGAUACUUUGCUCUGCUAGGUACGCUUAGCUCACAAAAGGAGGGUAUCGCAUUGAUGGAGCAUCAUCAUAUCUUCAAUAUGUGUUACCAUAUUUCAGACCUGAAGAAUCGAGAUGAUUUGGUGAUGGCGUUUGUUGAGAAUAUGGAUUAUUCGCUUGAGGGACAUUCACGGAUCAUCCUCUCAAAGGCGUUGACGACUGGUUCGAAGGCUGUCCGAAUGUUUGCUACCAAGCAUCUGGCUUCCAUCACGAAGAAUUCUAAGUCUGCUGAACAAGCUCAGUGGGCACUAAAGCUCCUGACUACGCAAUUGUACGAUCCCUUUGUGGACGUUUGUGAGGUCGCUGUCAGAGUAUUGGAGGAAGCAUGUGAUCUGAUGUGCAACUUGCAGUAUGUCGUCAAACUCAAGCCAGCCCUCGACCACCUUGGUGAAAUUGGUGCGCCGCUGAUGUUACGUUUCUUGUCUACGAGCAUUGGCUUCCAGUAUCUGAAUGAGCUUGACUACAUUGGUAAGGAGAUGGAUGACUGGUUCCAUGGCAGGAAUGAAUCAUACGUGGCAUUGGUCGAGGCAUGCCUUGCUAAGGUCUUUUCUGGUGAUGACCUGCGGUCUAGUCGAAGCGAUAAUGACGCAUCGUCGGUGUUUGACGGCACAGCUCCUCCACACUUCUACGGUGAACUUGCGAAGACGGAAGAAGGAUGUCGGGCACUUGCUGAGAAGGGGCAUUUCCAACAAUUCUGCAACUACAUCCGUGAGUUUGGUCAGGAGAGUCGAGAUGAGGAUAUCAUUCUGAAGGUUAAGAGUUGUCUUUGGGCAGUCGGUAACAUUGGGUCCACAGCGGGUGGUGCACCCUUCAUCUGCGAAGCUGGCGUUGCAGAGCACAUUGUUCAAAUAGCUGCAACGAGCAAAGUGAUGUCGCUCAAAGGAACUGCGUACUUCGUGCUUGGGGCGAUCGUAAACACUGAGCGGGGAGCAGCCAUUCUCGGUGAACUCGGGUGGGAGACUGUAACCAACGCCCUAGGAAUACCUCUGGGUCUGUGUGUUCCCGAUGAUCUAGGGAAAUUUUUGACUAUCACCAAAGACGAACCUGCACCAGACAAAGCGACUGGUCGACGUGAAAGCUCUGGUGAGGCGGAGUUUACUGUGUUGAAUCUUGUGGAUGAUCCCGUUGACCGAGAGAUUCUUGCGGCCAUUAGUGGGUUGUCGAAUCACAUCCUCGCCAAUGAGGCUUCGCGGACUUUGGCAAAGUUGAAGUCGCGCUACGGUGCAAAGUUCGGCUCUCCAUCCCUCUACAAAGCAGUGCUGUAUCUCCUGGAGGUGUAUCGGUACAGAUUGCCUGUACGGCGGUUCUUGAUGGAGCUGUUCAAGAAGGACAUCAUUCAGCGGGUUAUCGACCAAGGCGGCGGAAGCGAGGAGCCACAAAAUGCCGAAGUGAAGCCAUGAUUGGGAAGAUUUCACUUGUCAUACCUAGGCAUAUAGCAUAUGUCACUACGCCCAUACAUCUGCGUCUGGGGGAUUUAUCGGAAACGGAGUUAUGGCGUUUCUUUCAUUGGGGUGAGGAGUUACACUAUGAUUAGAUUCCAUGUCUGCCGCCGUGAAGGCGGGCAGCAUUUCCACUGC